Aspergillus ruber CBS 135680 is the source of this 3319-nucleotide messenger RNA. RefSeq names its product acetyl-CoA synthetase-like protein. The coding region runs from base 28 to 3210 and encodes 1060 amino acids. The record is from RefSeq and is a predicted model, not a curated record. Lineage: Eukaryota; Fungi; Ascomycota; Eurotiomycetes; Eurotiales; Aspergillaceae. The transcript has 4 exons.
AGAUUUCCUAGGGUACUUUCGCCUAUAAUGGAGACUGAACAACGCGAAGGCGCCUUACAGAAUAGUAUCUCGACUCCAGAGGAGCUAUUCAGACGCUUUGGAAACCCGCAUGUCCUUGAUGAUCUUAUUCGACUGCGAGCAGCAGAUGAAACUCAACAGCCUGUUCUCGCGCGUCCAAGUUUUGAAAAAGAUCCUGCAUCAUACGAGUAUUUCACUGGACAGGAUCUGGAUGCAAUGAUUGACCAGGCCGCCCAAAUUCUGAUAAACCAAGGCCUUAGACCACUACAGAAUGAUUAUAAAUCCGUUGUGGCGCUGCUCGCACCUUCAGAUCUAAAUAUGGUUAUCACAUUAUUUGCCCUCAGUCGGCUGGGAUAUGCCAUCAUGCUAUUGUCUACUCGUCUCUCCGCCGCCGCUUGUGUUUCUCUGCUUGAUGUUGUUGGUUGUGACACCAUUCUCUACGCACAGUAUCCCACUAUCCGAACGACUAUAGAUGAGGCAUCAAGGUUGAAGGUGAUUGUAUGUCGCUCUAUAAUCCAAAAAGAGUCUCUAAGCCAAGCACAAGUCUCACCAUCCGUUUCGGUGCCGAAAAGAAGCCGUCCUCACGAAGAACAAGAAAACAGUACUGCGAUCAUAAUGCAUUCGUCUGGAUCAACAGGAUUCCCAAAGCCUAUCUUCCUCACCCAUAAAGUGCUGAAGAUUUUUAUGACACGGGGAUCAGAAAUGACGGCGUUCAUCCCACUCCCCUGGUUCCAUUCAUUCGGUAUCUGCAAAUACCUACCAACUAUGUACAUGAGAAAGACGGCAUUCAUGUGGAAUGUCUCACUACCCCUGACUGCUGGAGGUCUGGUUUCAGCCAUAGAAGAAGCGAAGCCAGAAUCUGUACACGCGGUUCCGUAUAUACUGCAAAUGUUGUCAGACGAUCCACGCGGUGUUAAAUUGCUUCAAAGAUGCAAGCUCGUCACGUACGGCGGCGCUGCCUGUCCCGAUGAGUUGGGCGACCGAUUGGUGCGUGAGGGAGUGUCACUCGGUGUCCAGUUUGGCUCAACCGAAUCAGGCACUGUUGCAGAUUCCUUCUCCCGCCCAAAAGAUGAUCCACACUGGAAUUAUUUGCGAUUCGACGAUGGCUUGCAACAAUUUAUAUGGAUGAAGCCAAUUGGAAAUACCCUUUAUGAAGCCGUCUACUUGGCUGGCCUUCCAGCGUUAAGUUUGACAAAUUCUGACGAUCCCCCAGGAUCUUAUCAUUCCCGUGACGUCUUCGAAUCACAUCCAACCAUCCCCGGUCGAUGGAAGUAUAUCAGCAGACUUGACGACCGUAUCACGUUGGUUAACGGCGAGAAGGUCCUUCCUCUGCCUAUCGAGGGUACUAUUAAGCAGAAUCCACUGGUUCAGGAAGCCGUUGUGGUUGGAGUUGGGAAGGCCAUUCCUGGGUUGCUCGUUUUUCGUUCUGAGGAGUCCAAGGGUCUUUCUGACGAGGAAUAUUUUGACUCCAUAUGGCCAACGAUUCAAAAUGCGAAUUCCAGAGCCGAGAAAUACUCACAGGUUACUCGUAGCAUGGUCACCAUCCUGUCUCAUGAUGCUCCGUGUCCACGGACAGACAAGGGCUCGAUUAUCCGUGUACAGGUGUACAUGAAACAUGCCGAGGUAAUAGAAAACAUGUAUACCAGUCUCGAUAAGGGCGAAGGCGGUACGCUCGAGCUGGACAUUCCGGCCACGGAAGCCCACCUGAUGAAACUUUGUCAGGAGGAGGUUGGGCUUUCGAUCUCAGAUGCAGAUAUCGAUCUUUUCAAUGCCGGGGUCGACAGUUUGAAGGCCAUUCACUUGCGACGCUUGAUUCUUAGAGACUUUAAAGUUGCGAAUAGCAGUGCUAUUAGCCAUAAUGUUGUUUUCGAAACGGGGAGCAUUGCUCGCCUCGCAACGCAUAUUUGUGCUGUGCAGAGCGGACGACAGACGGAUGCUCAAGAUGAAGUCUCGCAGAUGCCCCAGUUGAUCGAGAAGUAUUCUUUGUUCAGUCAGCAUACUCCGAGUUUGGAGUCUGUUAUAGAGAAGAGCGUGAUCCUAACCGGUGCCACCGGCUCCAUUGGAGCGCAUAUCCUAGUAACUCUUUUGGAAGACGACAGUAUUUCGAAAAUAUACUGCCUCACACGCAGAACCAGCCCCAAAGACGCAAUCCUAAAUACCCUAUCUCAAAAAGACCUACUAGUCCCAGCCUCCAAAGCCCAGAAGAUAAUCGCCCUGAACAGCGCCCUCGACAAAACUAACCUAGGCAUUGACGAAGACACAUUUCACAAAAUGCAACAAUCAGUCUCCCUCAUCAUCCAUAGCGCAUGGCCUGUCAAUUUCAAUCUCCCAUUAUCCGCCUUUGAACCACACAUCAAAGGCCUCCACAACCUCACCCAAUUCUCUUUAUCAGUCGACCAACCCAGCCCCGCGGUACUAUUAUUCUGCUCAUCCAUCUCAACAACACUAGGCUCAUCAUCCUGUGAAAUUCAAGAGAAGCCAAUGUCCGAUCUUCACAGUGCCUCAGGAAUAGGCUACGGACGAUCGAAGCUCAUAGGCGAGCAUAUCAUCAGCAACGCCAGGAAGUCAGGCGCGAGGGCUUAUACACUACGCAUUGGACAAGUCUCGGGGCAUUCUGAGAAGGGUCUUUGGAAUGACUCUGAGGCUAUUCCGUUGAUGAUUCGGUCUGCAGUUACGUUGGGGGCUCUUCCGGAGUUGGAUGUGGAGUGUUCUUGGUUGCCGGUUGAUGUACUCGCGAGGGGUAUUGUUGAGAUUGCUGGGACUUGUGGGUGUAUAUCGCGGCCUCAUUCACCGCGGAGCGAUAGUAGUGGUGGCUCGUCUUAUUCGAUAAUUGAGGAUGAGGAUGAUGUCGUUUACAACCUGUGCAAUCCGCACACAUUUGCCUGGUCAUCUCUCCUCGCGACACUCCGGGAGAAUGGCCUCGAGUUCGAAACAGUGACGUUUCAGACCUGGCUCCAGCUGCUACGGGACAGUGAAGCACGUGGUGAAGAGCUGGUUAAUCCCGCUGUAAAAUUGACAGCGCAUUACGAGGCAACGUAUAGCAACACAUCGGGAUAUGAGCAUCAGGAAAAGAAGUUUCUCACUGGAAAAUCUGCGAGGGAUAGUAUGAUUUUGCGGGAGGGUCCGUUGAAGAUCAUUGAGGAUGGGGUUUUGAGGUGUUAUGCGAGAGAUUGGUUAAGGAGGUGGAAGUAGGAAGAUAAUAUUCUCUGUGUGUGCGCACAUUAGUUUGGUUCCUGGUACCAUCUAGGUUAUAGUUUGAAUUCUAGAAUAGCCAAAAUUCAAAAACCAAUCUGUACCCAGG